Messenger RNA from Tupaia belangeri chinensis (Chinese tree shrew), 2922 nucleotides. It is a transcript of the gene MAFG, whose product is annotated as MAF bZIP transcription factor G. Gene Ontology annotation, cellular component: nucleus. The record is from RefSeq and is a predicted model, not a curated record. Lineage: Eukaryota; Metazoa; Chordata; Mammalia; Scandentia; Tupaiidae. The transcript is spliced from 3 exons. The coding region runs from base 1572 to 2060 and encodes 162 amino acids. Gene Ontology annotation, molecular function: DNA-binding transcription factor activity, RNA polymerase II-specific; RNA polymerase II cis-regulatory region sequence-specific DNA binding. Gene Ontology annotation, biological process: regulation of transcription by RNA polymerase II; regulation of epidermal cell differentiation.
GCCCCGGGGCAGUUCCGGGCACUGGGGAGCCGCAGUUCUCCUGGGAGAGGACGGGAGGAGCUUAGGCGGGCCGAGCUGCCCCCUCCCCCGGGAAGCCCGCUUUCCUUGGGACUGGUCUGGCCAGCCAGGCUGGGCCACCCUUAGCAGAAGAGAGCCAAACUUGGGGGGGCGUUGGAAGGAGGGUGCAGAGGGUACAGGUGACCGCAGGGCGUAAGGAAGUGAGUUUUGCUCUCAGGCCGGCCUUGGAGUCUGGGUUGAGGCUUUGGGUGGUGAGAACUUCAGGGUGCCCAGACUUGGGGUGCCAGAGUGCUGUUCCCAGUAGCCCAAAGUUACCUCCUGAGGUGAUCUUUCUGCUGCUGAGUUAGCAGCACUGGGCCCAGUCCGCCUGGCAGGUGGCCUGAGGUGUGUGUGUAGGGGUGCCGGAGAGCUCGCCCUCUGGCCUCAGGUGUGUGUGUAGGGGUGCGGGAGAGCUCGCCCUCCUGGCCUGAGGUGUGUGUGUAGGGGUGCGGGAGAGCUCGCCCUCCUGGCCUGAGGUGUGUGUGUAGGGGUGCGGGAGAGCUCGCCCUCUGGCCUCAGAGAUGCCCCAGCACAUGCUCGCACCCAGGCUGAGCCCAAGGCUGGAGCGCUGUGCCCAGGAAGGGUCAGGGCCACUUGGCUUGGGCUCUUUUUCGGAGUGACUUUCUUGGGCUGGGGCUCUGGUAGAGGUGUGUCUGGAUGGGAGCCAAGGCCCACCCAGGUGAGGGUGCAGAGCCUCCAGGCCAUGCCUGCCUGGGAGUCUGGCCACUGGGGUUGGCGGCCACAAUGCUGGAGCAAGGGCUGGCUCUGGCCUGCUCCCGCACCUGGCCCAGCGUGAAGGGAUGGCGCUGUCCAGACCUCCUCCCCUUUGCUGUGUGCAGCCUGAGUGGUGUGGCCCUUGUGACCUCCGGUUUCCUCGUGAGGCAGCCUGAGCCCCUGGGGGAGCAGAGGGUGAAGGGUGGUAGGGCCCUGCGCUCCAGCCUUCCAGACUCAGCCGGAGCUGAGGUGCAGGCAGAGGCGGCUUCUUGAUCCAGCCCCAGCUCCAGCCCCUUCUUCCAGCUCCCUGAGGCCCCACAGGCUGGGGGUGCGCACGGCCGCUGCAGAGCAGGUUGGCCGCCCUCCCCUGGUGCAGGCCGGGCACCUUUGAUUAUGAAGCAACUGACUUGCUAGUGCUGAGCCCAGGCCUUUGGUGGGGAAACUGUCGAGGCACUUUUCUGUGCUCUCUCCAGGAAGUCACCGUUGUCAUCGCUUGGCAGUCAGGAGUGGAGGAGGACAGUGUGGGGAGAGCUGGCGUCAGGGCAGCAUCCGCACCCCACCUGGCCAAAGGCUGUGGGCGCCCCUCCAGGCUCUGCUGCACAAGCCUGGCUCUUGGGCAGCAUAGGGCCAGCUUGUAGAAAAGACGACCCCAGGACCUCUGUCCCACGCCCUGGUCCAUCCCGCCUGAGAUCUGGAGGGCCCCAGCGGGGUCUGGCCACAGCUUCGUCUGGGCUUCCUUUCAUGCUUUUUGUGCCACUUGGAGCAAGGCUGAGAGUGCCUGCUUGCUGUGCCCCCAGGUUAUGACGACCCCCAACAAAGGAAGCAAGGCCUUGAAGGUGAAGCGGGAGCCAGGUGAGAAUGGCACCAGCCUGACGGACGAGGAGCUGGUGACCAUGUCCGUGCGGGAGCUUAACCAGCACCUGCGCGGCCUGUCCAAGGAGGAGAUCGUCCAGCUGAAGCAGCGCCGGCGCACGCUCAAGAACCGGGGCUACGCGGCCAGCUGCCGCGUGAAGCGCGUGACGCAGAAGGAGGAGCUGGAGAAGCAGAAGGCUGAGCUGCAGCAGGAGGUGGAGAAGCUGGCCUCCGAGAACGCCAGCAUGAAGCUGGAGCUCGAUGCCCUGCGCUCCAAGUACGAGGCCCUGCAGAACUUCGCCAGGACCGUGGCCCGCAGCCCCGUGGCCCCGGCUCGGGGCCCCCUGGCCAGUGGUCUGGGGCCCCUCGUCCCUGGCAAGGUGGCUGCCACCAGCGUCAUCACAAUAGUAAAGUCCAAGACGGACGCCCGGUCGUAGGGACAUGUGCGUUUGCCCAGGCUGGUCGAGGGGCCACCAGGCGCAUGGCGGCUUCGGCAGCCCUGUCCGUCCUUCCUUCUCUUUCCCCUUGGUGCUCCCGCGCCUCUCCCUCCUCCCACCCCGCCUUGUCCUUUCCCCCCUCGUCCCUUCCCUGCAAAGCACAACCUGCACCCAGGGGCGCUGGGCUGAGCCCCUGAGAUGUUGUGGUCGUGGUCGUGUUUCGUACGUGGGGGUCAGUCAGGUUGCUGGUGGCGGGGGACGGCCCCGACCCCUGGGUACUGGGGCCGUGCGGGCGUGGAGUCCAGCUGCGGGGAGGGUUCAGCCCAGCCUGGCAGGAAGAUGGCUCUGCUCAGAGAGCGGGCUGUCCCGAAGGGUCCCAGGGGCGGGGCUGCAGCUGGGCCACGUGGGCUCCGACACAUCGCACUGAACGAAUGAGACCUGCCACUGGCCGAGAGCUCACGUGAAGGGUGUCUGUUGUGCCCUGCGCUGGGUCCCGUGUCACUGUUUACAUGACCUCUUCGUGUGGUUAUAUAGCCCUUUAUUUAAAAGAGAGAAGUUCCUUUUACGAAGUUAUUAAAUUAUAUGUUUAAAAGCUAAAGGAAAAGAAGAAAAGCUGCAGAGUAUUUAUAAAACUGUCUUUUAAAAAAAAGCAAGCAAAAAGAACAUUUGACCAUAUACACGAAAAGGGAAGAAAGUAUAAUAGAAACUUUGCUGGUUUAAAAAAAAGAAAAAGACAAAAAAAAAAUCCCUUUCUUGUAAACUUUCAACUCUUUGUGGCUGUUGGAGUUUAGUUUUUAUAUACACAGAGUUAUCAGACAUUAUUUAUAAAACUUAGUUUAAAAAAAGACAAAAAAAAAAAAAA